GUCAACAAGCAGAAUCAGCUUCAGCUUCUUCUUUGUGGAACUACUGAGAAUCAGCCAGCGCAACCAUGAUGGGCAAGGUCAUCUUCUAUGAGGACAGAAACUUCCAGGGUCGCUCUUAUGAGUGUAUGAGUGACUGUGGUGACUUCUCCUCCUACAUGAGCCGUUGUCACUCUUGCAGAGUGGAGAGUGGAUGCUGGAUGAUGUAUGAUCAUCCCAACUACAUGGGAAAUCAGUAUUUCUUUAGGAGGGGAGACUAUGCUGAUUACAUGUCUAUGUUUGGAAUGAACAACUGCAUCAGAUCCUGCCGUACGAUCCCUAUGUACAGGGGAUCCUACAGAAUGAGGAUCUAUGAGAGGGAGAACUUCAUGGGUCAGAUGUACGAGAUGAUGGAUGAUUGUGACAACAUCAUGGACCGUUACCGCAUGUCUCACUGCCAGUCCUGCCAUGUGAUGGAAGGACACUGGCUCUUCUAUGAGCAGCCCAACUACAGAGGCAGGAUGUGGUACUUCAGGCCUGGAGAGUACAGGAGCUUCAGCAAUAUGGGUGGCAUGAGAUUCAUGAGCAUGAGGCGUAUCAUGGACUCUUGGAAUUAG
Onychostoma macrolepis is the source of this 593-nucleotide messenger RNA. Its product is annotated as gamma-crystallin M2-like. Bases 66 to 593 code for a protein of 175 amino acids. Gene Ontology annotation, molecular function: structural constituent of eye lens. NCBI's taxonomy places the organism in Eukaryota, Metazoa, Chordata, Actinopteri, Cypriniformes, Cyprinidae. The transcript has 3 exons. Gene Ontology annotation, biological process: visual perception; lens development in camera-type eye. The record is from RefSeq and is a predicted model, not a curated record.